Vespa mandarinia (Asian giant hornet) is the source of this 3023-nucleotide messenger RNA. It is a transcript of the gene Fas3, whose product is annotated as fasciclin 3. Lineage: Eukaryota; Metazoa; Arthropoda; Insecta; Hymenoptera; Vespidae. Gene Ontology annotation, cellular component: cell-cell junction; plasma membrane. Gene Ontology annotation, molecular function: cell adhesion molecule binding. Gene Ontology annotation, biological process: cell-cell adhesion. The record is from RefSeq and is a predicted model, not a curated record.
AGUAAAGCGCGCGGCAGACGGUCUUCGCGCGCCGAGCUCUACGGUCGUGAUUCGACUCUGGCGAUCGACUUGUUCACUUUUUAUCUCAUAGUGUGCUCCAUAAUUCUUAAAUAAUAAACAAUUCAUCGUCAUUGUCAUUAUCUUUAUCACAAUAUCAUUGUCAUUAAAUAUUAUUAUCGCCAUCGUUAUAUUUUCUUUUUUAUUAUUAAUAAUAAAUAUCGUCAAAAGAGUUAAACGUCUUAAAACGUAAUCGUUCGUGCUUCGUAGAUAUAAGAGGAAAAAAAGUAUACACACACACACAAAUAUAUAUAUAUAUACAUAUAUACAUAUAUACAUAUAUAUGUUACAAUAAUAUAUGUAUAUAUAUAUGUAAUAAUAAUAUUGUCGUUCGCGCCUCGGUUUUGUUGCGACGCAUUUUGUGUGAUCGAUCGAAUAUAAACAAACAAGUUUUUUUUUUUACAACUUCGUCCUACAAUUCUGAUCAACGGAAAUUUUCUACGACUGUUGGGAUCAUAGAAAAUAUACGUUUCUCGUCGUUAAUCAUCACGGACAUAAAAGAAAAAGAGAAAAUAGAGGAGAAAAAAGAAGAAGAAGAAGAAAAGGAGGAAGAGGAGAGGAGGACGAAAAAGUAGAAGAAGUAAAGGAAGAAGAGAAAGAAGAGAGAAAAGAAGAAGAAGAAGAGGAAGAAGAAGAAGAAGAAGAAGAGGAAGAGGAAGAGGAAGAAGAAGAAGAAGGAGAAAAAAAAACAGUGAGAGUUUGGUGAUGUGCGCGAAAUCAACGAAACCAGCAGCAUUCACGAUGUCGUCGUUCCUCUGGAUCAUCGCCCUACUUUAUCCAUCGAUCAUUCAAGCAGCAACAAAACCGCCAAUAGUCGACAUCGAACCAAAGGGCCAAGCUGUGGUACGUUUGGGUGAUAGUCUAAGGAUCUUAUGUACGAUGGGUUCGCCAUUGCAAAUCUGUCGCGUCGAGAUACAGGGUGAAAGCAGCAUGAUUCUCAGACCGAAUCAAUCAUCGGACGAUGGUAUCGAGUAUUACGGGGAGGGUACUAAUAAAGGACAAUGCGGUGUUCAUAUCUUAAAAGUGAAGGAACAACACAAUGGUAUCUUCAGGUGUGCAUUAACGCCGGAAGAUCGUCGUGUAGAGAGCAACGCCAGCGUUAUUAUAGUCGUUGCUAAACCACCAAACAAUCCAGAACUUCAUACAAGUCUAGGACAUUAUGGUAGAUACGAAUAUCAAAAAGGACAAAAAUUGGAAAUCAGCUGUAGUGCCUCUGGCGGACGACCACCUGCGAACGUAUCUCUAUAUCUCGACGACGAACCACUUGGCAAUGACGAAAGACCAAUUAUCUACGAAGACUCUAACAUGAACGAAGUAUCCAUCGCAGUACAAAAUGCUUCACGUAGCUUGGAUUGGACCGAUAAUAGCAAAACUUUAAGAUGCAUAGCCAAUCAUAUUGCCUUGGAUAAACCGAAGGAGAGUAAAAUGCAAUUGCAAGUUUAUUAUCCGCCACAGCCACAACCUGUCAUCGAACAUUUUGGAUACGUAAUUGGCCAACAGGGUACUGUAAACGUAACGGUUUACGCAAAUCCAAGGCCACGUUUCUUAUGGCGAGUAAACGGCGAGAAAAUCGAAGAAGGCCGUCCAGAUGAAAGCAAUCGUCUUGAGACUUCCACUGCCGUAGAUUUGGGUAAUGGCGCGUGGCUCGUAGUAUUAACUAUCGAUAGCGUUCAAAAGUCCGACACGCAAAAGGAAUACAUCUUGGAAGCUCACAACAAGGAGGGAGCUUACGAAUACCGUAUCGUUUUGUCAACGUCCCCAGAACCAGCAGGUGUCGAUCUCGAUGCUGGAUCAAUCAUCGGUAUCGUCGUUGGUGCUUUGGUACUGAUUCUCAUCGUGUUCCUGGUGAUUUUCGCUCGAGCAACCGGUCGCUGGUGCUUCGCAGCGAGGCGACGUGGCGACGAGGAAGCUGCCGGUGGUAUCAGCGCCGGAAGUGAGGCACACAUAACGCCCGCUGAUGACGAGGAAGAAGAUGAAGAAGACCCAAGGAUCAUCGAUGAAAAAAUACCACAAGGUGGCCAGGAAAACCCGAUCCAUGCGAGCACCGAGUACGUCAAUGGCCGUACUAACGAUUUUAAGGAUACGAAAAAGGAUGAGAAGACGGACACACCUGUCUAAUGAUAUUUCUAAUAAUCACGAUAAAGCGAUGAUCACCUUUAAGACAUUCCCUCGAUCGCCGGAUGCUCGAUCCUAAUACACACAAACAUACGCAGGCACGCAUACACAUACACAAACUAACACAAACUAACACACACACACACACACACACAUAUACAACGUACGCACGCAUGCACGCACAAGUACACGCUCAUACAUAACCCUCUUUCCCUCUACCUCUUCGCCUCUUCCUCUUAUUCUCCUUCCUCCCCCGUCUAACCUCCUCCAUCUUUUCUCUCCUUUGUUUUUAUUUAUUUAUUUACUUUUUUUUUUUUUUAUUUUCUUCGACAACAUGAAUAAAACGAUACAUCUCUUUUUUUUCCUAGUUCCUUUUUCUUUCUUUUUUUUUUUUUUUUUUUUUGGAAAAUCCUUCUUUUAUAACGAGAUAAUAAUAAUAAUAAUUAGGAAACGAUAAAACGGACCUAGCGAUUGUAGGAGAUGCGAUUGUAUAUCCAAAUGUUGAAAAAAGUCGAACGAGACUUUGUUCUCUGUGCGCUUUGCUCUUUCUCCAUUUUUCUUCCUUUUUUUUGUUUUGUUCUUCUUCUUCUUCUUCUUCUUUUUUUUUUUCGUUUUUCUUUGUACGUUAUCGUACGAUAAAUCAAAAAUUAUUAACGAACGAAUGACAGGCCUUUCUUCUCGCAUAUUGACUUUUGAAUAUUAUUGUUCAUAGCUUUUUGACGCGCUUAUACAUUGUUUAAUGCUCGUAAGUUAAGAACAAGGAUAUAUCUAUUGAUAUUAUUCUAAUGCCGAACAACAAUCUCAAUUUUUUACAUUAACAUUUUUCUACGUGAUCUUUGAGAGGAAGAAGA